Malania oleifera is the source of this 626-nucleotide messenger RNA. RefSeq lists its product as uncharacterized. NCBI's taxonomy places the organism in Eukaryota, Viridiplantae, Streptophyta, Magnoliopsida, Santalales, Ximeniaceae. Bases 222 to 479 code for a protein of 85 amino acids. The transcript has a single exon. The record is from RefSeq and is a predicted model, not a curated record.
GGCAACCCUACAGCUAUGAAACACAGCUAUAAAUACCCACUGGCCUCUCUGUCUUUCUCCGAAAUUAAAAAAGCUUUCCCAUUUUUAUGGGUUCUCUCAUUUGGGACGUCUUCUAGUUUCUAACCCUUCUUCUUCUGCACUGUCUCUCUCUCCUCGCCCCUCUCUCUCUUCCCUUUCUUCAAGAAGUAAGAAGAAGAAGAGAUCUUGGGAGAGACAGAGAAAUGGGGAAGUACGUGGAGAUAUUGGACGCAGGGGUGAGGAUCGCCGCCAGGUUCCAUUCCCACUGCCCCCAGACGGCGCGGAUGUACUACCACCCUCCGCCGCCGGCCACCUCCGACGAUGCCCACCACCACCUCCAGCACUCCCACGGCGGCUCCUCCUCCGGCACUGGCGCCGGCGAAGUGGGGUUCUUCUGCGGCCCAAAGGGCGUUCUGGGUCUCAACGCCGGCGACGAUUUCUUUCUCUAUUCUGGUGUUUGAUUUAAAAAGAAAAACUGAAGUUGACACUGGGCUAUGGACUAAUUGACAGAUUGAGAGUUUUGUUUCUGUGGAGAGGGAGGGAUGCUUUUUGUGCCUUUCUUCUUCGAUUGCUUCUUAUUGAAAUGUUAUUGUUCUUUGAUUUGAUGA